AGGGAGGUCAGAGUAGAAAUCGCAACGGGCAAAGUAGCAGCAGACAUUACUCUCAGCACUGCCAUCGAGGACGAACUUCGAGGGCAGAUGGCUCUGGACAUAGCCUCUGCCAUCGAGUUCAACAGGCAGCUCACGUGUGUCGCCAUGUGCGCACUCACCAGCAGCCUGUGGGACGAGGCCCAUCCUCUGGACCUCGCCACUAUGGUGGUCGCCUACAUGUCUGAAGCUGCCAUCAAGUACCUCUUCGGCUCAGGCGACGCUUCCCAAGUGGAAGCCGCCAAAUCGCAUCAAAGUGCUGGAGUCUACAGCCUGGUGCAAAGCUUCGACGCGGAGCGAUGCGGCGUCGACGUUGGCAAGUCGAACGUCAGCGUGAGCAAGCGAAUAAAUGCGCACAGAGCAGCAGUUGCAAAGUCGAAGCAGUCAACGCUGUAUCAAGCUCUCAAGGCAUUCCAAGGUCGACCAUUUUACGAGAUUUUGCUCGUCGGAUUCCCAGUCAGUGACCCUGACUGGUUCCGACGCCUCUGGACUCGUCUAUGCCCUAUCACUGCGGCCAGUUGGGAGCAGCCCCUUGACUCUGGGGACAUCAGAGAGACCUUCACUUCGCUGGUAGAGGCGAGCUUCAUCGCUCUGCGGCAGAGCUUCCCGAAGAACGAGCAGUACACCGAAGAACGUACUGCUAUUUUUGGAGCUCUCGCCGGAGUCAAGGGACUAAAUGAGACGCCAGGCACCGAGGACACGGUCAACAAGAGCCGAGGUGGCCGACAAUUCUACGCCGGCGCCGGACUGCAUCCCGCAGUCGAUCGUCUUCAAAGUCAUCUGACGAACGAGGUCCGUGGAAAGGCGGGCGGCCUCCCGCAGCCGAAGCUGAAAAGCCACAAGUACACAUCCAAGAAGAAGGACUUAACGCUGAAUGGCUAUCUCCGGACGUGCCAAGCCCGAAUGUUCCAACAAUUGCUACGCGUGGCUGUUCGUUCUGCGGCACCUGAUUGGUUUCGAAAGCUGUGGCAGGAUCUUUGCCAGCAAAAUGGACCGAGCCUACAACCUCAACCGUCAUCAGAUCCACCUUUGUGAUCUCGCGACGGACGCAUCUUUGGCCCCUCCCCCAGGCCUUCGUCAACUGGUGGAGGGCACUCGGGUAGGCGCGUUACAGAGCCUUCAGUCGAUAGGGAAGAGAAGCAAGAUGAUGACUGGUUCCUCGCUGCUGCUGGAGGCAUACAGCAGAACGAGAGCCGAGAUCAGAUGAUUCUCGACUUGGCCGUCACCAUCGAAU
Microstroma glucosiphilum is the source of this 1270-nucleotide messenger RNA. RefSeq lists its product as hypothetical. Bases 88 to 1071 code for a protein of 327 amino acids. NCBI's taxonomy places the organism in Eukaryota, Fungi, Basidiomycota, Exobasidiomycetes, Microstromatales, Microstromataceae. The transcript is spliced from 3 exons. The record is from RefSeq and is a predicted model, not a curated record.